AUGCGAGGGGCGAAGAAGCGGCAGGCGCUGCCCGCCAUCGUGCUCCUGCUGCUGGCCUCGGCCCCGCCGCCGCCGGGCGCCGAGGGCAGGGACGUGCCCGCCGCCGGAGCCGAGCGGGGGGCGCUCCUCGACAUCCUCCUGCAAGCCCUGGGCGACGAGGGCCGCCCGCUGCCGCCCCGCCCGCCGCGCAGGGAGCGGGUGAUCUCCCGGCGCUACAGCGGCGGCGGUGCCCCUCCGACAGAGCCCCGCGCCGCCGCCGCCCCGCCGCCCCCGCGGCUCCUCGCCGCCGCCCGGCACGGAGAAAUUUUUCCAAGAGAUUCCAGUCUAAAAGACAAGUUCAUAAAACAUUUUACAGGGCCAGUCACAUUUUCCUCAGAGUGCAGCAAGCACUUUCAUCGACUGUAUCACAACACAAGGGACUGCUCAACACCAACCUAUUACAAAAGGUGUGCAAGAUUGCUAACAAGAUUAGCAAUGAGCCCUUUGUGUACACAGUCCUAGGAUGUUUGCUGUACUUUCUACCAAGGAGAGAAUUCUGAUUUGCCAAGAAAGUGCCUUGAAAUCUUCAAAAAUGGAGAAGACAUCUUUUAUCUUUUUGAUUUACAAUGUUUUGUUACUAGAUGCAUUUUAUUUUCAUAUAUUUGUCCGACAUUCCAUAUUUGUGUGAAACAUUAUUUUAUUUUGUAAAUUUGUUGCCUAUAGUUCAGACAAGCCAAUUAUUUAAAUGCAUUGUAUAUGAAGAAUACUAAUGAUGUACUGAUUAAAUGUUAUAACCAUAUGCAGGGAGUUGGUAAAAUUUUGCUGUUUCUCUUGUUCCGUUGUAUUGACAUCGUUCUGCUCAGGCUCUUAUUCCCAUUAUUUGCACUAACUUGAAAUGCAGAAGUCUGUGUAACUGAAAUCUGAAUAAGCUGUAAGUGGAGAAGUUCUACUUGCCAUGGAAUAUAUUUUAUAUUAUGAAGCUUUGUUAAUAUAUACAUAUAUAUUAUUGUGCAUCAGAAAAAAAUUUGCUCAGAAAUGCACCUUGCUUUCAGGAACAUUUGUAUGACUAUUCUGGAUUUUCAUCAGUUACAUUUGUACCGGCACUUAUGGAAAGAGUUGCAAAUAAUGUAAAUAUAAAGACUGGAAAACUGCAAUGCAGUUUUGGUGGA
This is a messenger RNA of Melozone crissalis (California towhee), 1148 nucleotides long. RefSeq names its product ALK and LTK ligand 1 (gene ALKAL1). The transcript is spliced from 5 exons. The record is from RefSeq and is a predicted model, not a curated record. Gene Ontology annotation, biological process: positive regulation of ERK1 and ERK2 cascade; positive regulation of ERK5 cascade. NCBI's taxonomy places the organism in Eukaryota, Metazoa, Chordata, Aves, Passeriformes, Passerellidae. Gene Ontology annotation, molecular function: receptor signaling protein tyrosine kinase activator activity; receptor tyrosine kinase binding. Bases 1 to 501 code for a protein of 166 amino acids.